Molecule: messenger RNA, 1572 nt
Organism: Biomphalaria glabrata
Lineage: Eukaryota; Metazoa; Mollusca; Gastropoda; Planorbidae
Product: IST1 homolog
Exons: 5
Coding region: 60-1136 (358 amino acids)
Biological process (GO): protein transport
Source: RefSeq, a predicted model, not a curated record
GAAAGCUGAAAUAUCGUCAUUUUAAAAUCCAGCUCAAGAGUUACAAAUCAACAAACACCAUGUUCAAAAGUGGACCAAAUUAUACCAAACUAAAAACUAACUUAAGAUUGAUAAUUAAUAGACUUAAGUUGUUAGAAAAGAAAAAGACUGAGAUGGCCUUGAAAUCCAGAAAGGAAAUAGCAGACUAUAUUUCGGCUGGAAAGGAAGAUCGGGCUCGAAUACGGGUGGAACACAUCAUUCGUGAAGAUUAUUUGGUGGAGGCUAUGGAACUGUUAGAAAUGUAUUGUGAUCUGUUACUGGCAAGAUUUGGUCUCAUACAGACACAGAAAGAGCUUGACCCAGGCUUGGAAGAAGCUAUAGCAAGUAUCAUUUGGGCAACUCCUAGACUGCAGGCUGAUGUUCAGGAGUUAAAGGCUGUGAGUGAAGAGUUUGCUAGAAAAUAUUCUCCUGACUUUGCUCAGGCCUGCCGAGGGAACUCACUGAGCAAUGUCAAUGAAAAGGUCAUGCACAAACUUUCUGUGCAAGCUCCGCCAAAGUCACUCGUGGAACGCUACAUGGUUGAAAUCGCCAAGACGUACAAUGUUCCGUUUGAGCCAGAUCCAUCCAUCAUGCAUCAGGACGAGAUCCUCCUUGCUGAAAAUUUGCUUAUCGACCUCGGCACAGAUGAUAAAAAGAACACUGGUGGUUCUGGUGGACCUAAAGGUGGCAUGGGAGUCCCACAACCCUUGAAUUAUCCUAUGUCUCCUUCUGGACCCAUGCAUUUUCCACCAGCACCCAUAGGUGGAGGAGGUGCACCACCCCCUCUCCCAAGUCAGGCACCACAUGGUGGUUUCAGUGCCUACACACCUAACCAGCCCCCAGCAUACAACUCAGGGGCUCACUCUGCACCUCCUGGGCCCCCUAAUUUUGAUCAGCUUUACAGCAACACCACAAAGCCGCCUUAUCCCACAGCGCCAUCUGUCUCUGUGCCACCAGCUCGACCACAUCAAAGUAAGGAAGAUGUGUUCCCAGAGUUACCAACAGUUCCUAGUAAUACGCUCCCAGAUCUUGGCAACUCUGUGGGGGGAAACUCUGGGGAAGAUGUUGACUUUGAUGACCUCACUCGAAGGUUUGAACAGUUAAAGAAAAAGAAAUAAGAUUUUGUAUUCCUAUCACAUAUUGGCUGUAUAGUAUAAAUCCUACCAUUGCUUUCAUGUCUCUGUUUUUUUUUUACAAUCAUGCAAUGCAAUGUCCAUUGGUUCAUUCAGUUGAUGACUACGUAAAGGCAUUUAAUCAAAUGUUUAUUACUAAAUUCUUUUUAGUGCUUGUGCAUAAACUAAAGCAUCAUGUAUGCACUUAACACAGUGGAACAAAAAAUUAAUAGUUUAAGAACAAAUCUUGAAAUGAUGUUGAGAUUUGGUGUAAGUUUAAUGUUGAGCCAUCUAAUUAGGGUUAUAUAUUUAUUUUACAUUGUUCCAUAUCUGCGUUUCUUUUGUCAUUCAUACAAUUAAUGAGCAUUAUUAUAUAACCGAUAUAAAGAUAGUUAUGGCCAUUGCUGCUAGCAGUUUACGUAGAAUGCUAUUAUUGAAUUUU